Canis lupus familiaris (dog) is the source of this 3895-nucleotide messenger RNA. It is a transcript of the gene ZNF438, whose product is annotated as zinc finger protein 438. Gene Ontology annotation, cellular component: nucleus. Bases 709 to 3207 code for a protein of 832 amino acids. The record is from RefSeq and is a predicted model, not a curated record. Gene Ontology annotation, molecular function: DNA-binding transcription factor activity, RNA polymerase II-specific; sequence-specific DNA binding. Gene Ontology annotation, biological process: regulation of transcription by RNA polymerase II. Lineage: Eukaryota; Metazoa; Chordata; Mammalia; Carnivora; Canidae. The transcript has 7 exons.
GGCCCGGCGAGCCGACCGGGAGGAACGGGGAAGGUCCACGUGGGAGCGGCCCCCCUCUUUCCCUUCCUUGAUGAAGGGGCUUGGAUUGACAUGUGAAGUCUGGCCUGGAGGGUUGCACCAGGGACUCCGCAUCUAGGCUUCCUUUGGGAUCCUGCAAGUUGUAAAGAUAACCACCUGCUGCCUCAGUUGCCUCUUUGUGUCAAACGGAGGUGAAGCAGCCUCUGGCCUCAUUAUCACUUGCAAAGAACGGGGACAUUGUGAGAGCACGCGAGGUAGCACAAACAUGUAAACGUGCCAGGUGAAAGCCCAGAAAGACCUCCGUUCUUCUGGGAUGUGGUGGCCAGUGGCCAAUGGCCAUUUAACAAAGGUCUAUAGUGAGAUGAUUCUUGAACAGGACUUCAGAAGAUGAGCAAGAUUUUUGCCAAAAGGAGAAAAAAAAAGGAAAGCAUGAACAGAAAGAUGGAAAUGUGGAAGUCCAUGACGUGUUCAGAAGCCACUGAAAGACUUUAGAGAGGAAUAUGAUGUGAUCAUAUUUGUAUUUUGGAAAGAAAACAGAUAGAGAUGGAUGCCGUGUCUUAUCCAGUACUGAAAAUUUGAAGUUUAGAAGACAUUUGCUAAGUCAGAUCACUUCAAGUUAGUUAUAAUUGUGUGACAACAAAUAUUUGAAGAUUUUUCAGAGAAGUUGCUAUUCAAGUCAAAUACAUCAUAAUGCAGAAUUCUUUAUCAGUACCACCAAAAGAUCAAGGUGAAUCCCACAUCUCUUCUGGAACGAUUCAGAGUGGGAAAGGCUUGCAGAAUAAGAGUCAGUUUAGGACCAUUGCGCCCAAAAUUGUGCCCAAAGUCCUAACCUCCAGGGUGCUACCAUGCCAUUCACCGUCGCUCUCUGACCCAGUGAAUCCGGGCCCUUCCAUCAACGCCAAGCCACUGGGGGUGCCUGCCCAGAAUUAUGCCCUGAUGCAGGUUGCUGGACAGGAAGGGACCUUUUCUCUCGUCGCCCUGCCACAUGUUGCUUCAGCUCAGCCAAUCCAGAAGCCCAGACUGCCACUGCCCGAAAACCUCAAACUGCCUAUUCCUCGAUACCAACCACCAAGAAAUAACAAAGGAUCGAGAAAGAAACCUGUUCAGAGCUCCUCUGCGAGUGGCGGUGACAUACCUCCUGCCCAAAACCAAACGCCCCCCUCCCCCCCUGACCGGCCUGAACCUCCGCACAAAGCCAGUACCUCAGAGCAAGCACUGUCGCAGUCACUAUACCCAACCCCCGCCAGCGUUGGCUCAGCGGUACCAACCCACCGAGGUGGCUCUGGAGACCCUCCGCCUCCAGCAACCAGUGACCGUGGAGACCUGCACCCUCUUGCCACCCCGACGCCAUCCACACAAGCAGAGCCCUCUGCCAAGCAGGCCCCCGCCAAGACUCUAGGGAGAGCGGACGUGCUGAACAAGAAAACGUGCAGUAAACCUUGUGCCAUUGCCGGUGGAAAACUUAAAGAGAAAGGUGAUCUCGCAAAAGCCAUGACCAUUUUAUCACCAGCUGUUUUUGGCAACACAGUGCAGCUGAUCUCUCCAGUCCCCAGAGGUAAAGUGCCCAUCCUGCCCUACGCCAGAAUGAAAACAGUGGAGCUGUGCAAAGCACAGUCAGAUGUUAACACCGCAGACAGCUCUGUCCCUGGGCUUGGGGCACCCUGUGCCAAGACACUGGCCGUCACAGGAGGCUUCCACGCCACCACCAGAAUGGCUAGCAAGACGCCUGCCCCGCAGCCAGCAAGGCAGAGUCCCUGUGGAAGCGCUUUCUGUCCCGCCACCAGACUGGACCUCAGCCACAAAGCAAAACUGAACAAUGGGGCAGCAAAGAGACGAGUAAGGAAACGAAAGGUACCAGAUGAAAUGUUGGCAUUUCAGGGGAAGAGGAGGAAAUGUAUCAUUAAUAGGUGUAAAGACAGCAAAGAAAGGGUGAAACCCGAUCCCCAAGAACCCAGGGACCAAAAACCUGGGGCUCUGAAGAAAUACCGUAGCAUUAUGCCCAAGCCUGUGAUCGUCGUGCCCGCCCUGGCUCCCCUGGCCUCUCCCACGGGUGUGGCACAGGCCCAGACACCUGGCAGCCUGGGACAGGACAUUGUGUUAAAUCAUCCAUUCACUCCUAAAUACCUGGGCUGGAGGCAGGAUGGCAGCGCCCCUCCUAAGCCCAGCUCUGCAUUGAGGAACGGCUUCUCCGGCAUCAAGAAGCCCUGGCACAGAUGUCACGUCUGUAACCACCACUUCCAGUUCAAACAGCACCUCCGAGACCACAUGAACACACACACGAACAGACGGCCCUAUAGUUGUCGGAUCUGUCGCAAGGCCUAUGUACGUUCAGGCAGCCUGAGCACACACAUGAAGCUGCAUCACGGUGAGAACCGUCUGAAGAAACUCGUGUGCUGUGAAUUCUGUGCCAAGGUGUUCGGUCACGUCAGAGUCUAUUUUGGUCACCUAAAAGAAGUGCACCGGGUUGUCAUCAGCACUGAGCCGUCCCCCGGGGAAAGGCAGCCAGGGGACGUGCCAAAGAGCAGAGGCCUGGGUGUGCGAGGGCCAGAGGGCCCCGUGGAGAGGGAAAACAAGUCAAGCCCGGAAGAAGAGCUCCUCCUGAGCCAGGCAGAUGAUGUCAAAUUACAGAUCAGAUGUGGCCGCUGUCAGAUCACUGCCCAGUCCUUCGCUGAAAUCAAGUUCCAUUUACUUUACGUUCACGGAGAGGAAAUUCAAGGCCGGCUACCAGAGGAGAUCCUUCCAGGAAGCCCGGCAGCUCCAGAGGAACUGGCGAAACAUGUGGCUCCUUUCUGGAAACAGCAUCCUGAGAGAAGAAAACUGCUGAAGAAGCUCAGUCCCCCCGAAGAUGAGCUCCCCGCAUUUCCCAAAUUGAAAGGGCAGCCCUGCCUGCCUCCUCAGAACAGUGUGGAGACGCUCAGGAAGAUGGAGGGAGCCCUGGCAGGGAGGGAGCAGGAGUGGGGGGCGGCCCCCCGGGGCCCUGCGUGUCCCAGCCCCCACGCCCCCCCCUUCCUGGGGGCCCAUUCAGGCCUGAACUGUGUCCUUUGUGCACAGACGCUGGCCAGGAAGGAAGACCUCCUCCUACACUGGGAGCAGCGGCACUGCUGUGAGGACCCGCCCAAGCUGUGGACCAUCUUAAAUUCACUCCCCAACCAGGGGGGGAUCGCACUUUCUGGCAAAUCUGAAUCCUGAAAUACUGGGGCAGGAGGGGGUUCAAGAGAGUGUUGCUUGCUCUUUCUCUCAAGGCUUUGUUCUCUUAGGGUGGUGCUUAAUUAUAAAACCCAAGCAAGUUAGGAUCAGCAUUAAUGAGCACAAGGGAUUUUGUACAUAGCUAUAUUUUCUUAUUUUCUUUCUCCUUCAAUGUAUAUUUUUCUAACCAUGUGCAGUUUUAUUUCAGAAUUCUGUGUACUGUUAAUGUCUUAGACUUUAUGUGAGAAUAAAUAAAAAGAUCAAAACUUGGAGAUUGAAAUGUAAAAGAUUAUAGGCUGUUCUCCAAGUACAGUUUUCAGCGGGUUUGAGUGUGUGCGUAUAUCAUUUUGUUCAGCUGGUUUCUGUUUAAGUAGACCGACAAAUGUGAUCUAUUUCCAGGUGGCAAAACCAGUUCAGUCUCAACCAUAGUACAGUGUUGAUAUUUAUCAGAUUUGCUGGUGUAUUAGGAGAGGCUAUAGAGCAGGAUAUUUAAUAAACUUCGAGGCUCCCAUAAUUGAAAAUCCAUGUUUCCAGGACUUAAAUUUUUUUUUUAAUUUUGCUAUUUUCUUAAAUGUACACCACCUUGGAGAUCAGAUGUUGGUUAAGUCUUACAGCUGUAGCGUUCCGUAUCAAAGUAAUCAAAACGUAUUUAGUACUCCAGCUAAUAAAAAAACACUUUUUUUGGUUAAAA